Debaryomyces tyrocola is the source of this 2013-nucleotide messenger RNA. The record is from the annotation of a GenBank genome assembly. Lineage: Eukaryota; Fungi; Ascomycota; Pichiomycetes; Serinales; Debaryomycetaceae.
AUGACACCACACUCUACACACGUAACGUUGGACCAUGAGGGUAUUAUCCAACCCCCAGUGGAAUUUAAGGAGAGGUCGAAGUCUAAACCCAACUUGGCAGACUUUGAGACCUAUAGCAAGAUGUACAAGGAGUCGAUUGAGAACCCCAGCAAAUUUUUUGGCGAACAAGCGUUGGAGCACUUGAGCUGGGACCGCCCUUUUGACUAUGCCAGGUACCCCGUGAGUAGCGAGCAGGACUUUGCAGACGGGGACAUUGCGUCGUGGUUUGUGAACGGGCAAUUGAAUGCUUCGUAUAACGCAGUUGACAGAUGGGCCAUCAAGAAUCCUAACAAGCCAGCGAUUAUCUACGAGGCCGACGAGGAAAACGAAGGUCGUACUAUCACAUACGGCGAGUUGUUGAAGGACGUGUGUAAGUUGGCACAAUGCUUGACGAAAUUAGGCAUCAGAAAGGGGGACUCCGUUGCAGUAUACUUGCCAAUGAUCCCUGAGGCGUUGGUGACUUUGUUAGCGAUUGUGAGAAUUGGGGCCGUCCAUUCGGUUGUAUUCGCCGGGUUUUCAUCAAGCUCGUUGAAGGACCGUAUCUUGGACGCCAACUCGAAGAUUGUUAUCACCACUGAUGAGUCGAAGAGAGGUGGAAAGACCAUUGAAACCAAGAAGAUUGUGGAUGAUGCGUUGAAGAACUGUCCUGACGUGACAAACGUCUUACUUUUCAAGAGAACUGGCAACACCCACAUUCCGUUCACCGAAGGCAGGGACUUGUGGUGGCACGAGGAAAUGGCCAAGUACGGACCAUACUUCCCACCGGUACCAGUCAACUCGGAAGACCCAUUAUUCUUAUUGUACACCUCUGGUUCGACAGGUAAGCCAAAGGGUAUCCAGCACACAACUGCCGGGUACUUAUUGGGUGCUGCCAUGACGUCCAAAUACACGUUUGACGUGCACGAAGACGAUGUGUUCUUCACCGCAGGAGAUGUGGGGUGGAUUACGGGACACACCUAUGUGGUAUACGGUCCGUUAUUAUGUGGGGCCACCACCGUGGUGUUUGAAGGUACCCCAGCCCACCCUAACUAUUCGAGAUACUGGGAAAUUGUUGACAAGUAUCAGGUCACUCAAUUCUACGUUGCUCCAACUGCUUUGAGAUUAUUAAAGAGAGCCGGCACCAAGUAUAUAGAAAACUACAAGCUAGAUUCCUUGAGAGUUUUAGGUACGGUUGGUGAACCAAUUGCAGCCGAAAUCUGGCACUGGUAUAACGACAACAUUGGUAGACGCAAGUGCCACAUUGUUGAUACUUACUGGCAAACAGAAUCUGGUUCGCACAUGUUAGCGCCAUUAGCCGGUAUUACUCCAACUAAACCAGGAUCUGCCUCGUUACCAUGUUUUGGUAUUGAUGCGAAGAUCUUGGACCCAGUUACUGGUAAGGAAUUGAAGGAAAAUGAUGUCGAAGGGGUCCUUUGUGUAAAAUCGUGUUGGCCAUCAAUUAGUAGAGGUAUUUAUAAUGACUAUGCUAGAUUUAUUGAGACUUACUUGAAGCCAUAUCCAAAUCAUUAUUUCUCAGGUGAUGGGGCUGCAAGAGACGUUGACGGAUUCUACUGGAUUUUAGGUAGAGUUGACGAUGUUGUUAAUGUCUCCGGUCACAGAUUGUCUACGGCGGAAAUUGAAGCUGCGUUGAUCUUACAUGAAUCUGUUGCUGAAUGUGCAGUUGUAGGAUACGCGGACGAAUUGACAGGUCAAGCAGUUGCCGCUUACGUUUCAUUGAAAUCUAACGUGUCUGAGGACCUAGAAGUGAUCAAGAAAGAAUUGAUCUUAACUGUUCGUAAGGAAAUUGGUCCUUUUGCAACUCCAAAGACAAUUUUGUUGGUAGAUGAUUUACCUAAGACUAGAUCAGGUAAGAUCAUGAGAAGAAUUUUGAGAAAGGUUUUGGCUGCCGAAGAAGAUCAAUUGGGUGAUAUUUCGACAUUAUCGAACCCUGGUGUUGUUGCACAAAUCAUUGAUGUAGUCAAGGCUACUCGUUAG